UAUGCUAUGACUGGCUUCAGACUCCCCAUCGCUACUUUUAGAAAACUGAAUGUCUGGUUUGGACUGUGGGAGAAAUUCCCCUCUAAUAGACUGUAUCCCUCUUGGAGGAGAAGCGUGUUCUGUAGCUGUCAAGCAAGCACAGUAAACUACAGAAGAUGUUUCAGCUUUUCCCCAGUAAAACUUCAUGCACUAAGACUUUCUCCAGAGUAUGUCUCAGUACUUUCUCUGCGGAACAAAAGUAACAAAAGCUCUAAAAGGAGCAGACAAACUGUACAGGAAGAAGAGGAAGAAGAGGAUGAAGAUGAAGACGAGAGAGAUUUGGAAGAUGAAUUUGAAAAUGACCCCAACGUAGUAAAAGAUUACAAGGAUCUUGAAAAAGUAGUGCCGUCUCUUCGGUACGAUGUGAUCAUGAAAGCUGGUCUAGACAUUGCAAGAAAUAAAGUAGAAGAUGCAUUCUACAAUAAUGAACUCAGGCUGAAUGGAGAAAAACUAUGGAAGAAAAGUAGAACUGUGAAAGUUGGUGACACACUGGAUCUCAUAGUAGGUGAAGACAAAGAAACAGGAACUGCUGUAGUUAUGCGGGUGGUCUUAAAAAAAUUAUCUAACAAAACUGAAAGUGAAAAAUACAAAGUAAUUUUGCGACGUUGGAAAAACUUAAAAGUGCCCAAACAGGAUGUACUUAAGUAACAGAGGGUUGCACGUGGCAGCAUCAGAUUUUUGCAGAAAACUGUAUUUGUUGUUAAGUAUGAAUUUUGGUUAAACAAAAUUACAGUACCCUUUUUUAAGGGCUUGUGUCAGGACGUUAUCUCCCUCUGCUGUGUACAUCAGUGUUCAUGCAAUAAGCCUGUCACUUGUUGCUGUUAGUUUCGUGUCGUGGUACUGUGGGAUAGAGGAUCCAACCCUUACGUUUCCAGGCAGUUUCCUUACAGAUGUUAUAAAUAGUGAAACAAUAAAGACUAAUUUGAUCACU
Leptosomus discolor (cuckoo roller) is the source of this 970-nucleotide messenger RNA. The record is from RefSeq and is a predicted model, not a curated record. Lineage: Eukaryota; Metazoa; Chordata; Aves; Leptosomiformes; Leptosomidae.